Molecule: messenger RNA, 2345 nt
Organism: Astyanax mexicanus (Mexican tetra)
Lineage: Eukaryota; Metazoa; Chordata; Actinopteri; Characiformes; Acestrorhamphidae
Gene: slc25a55b
Product: solute carrier family 25 member 55b
Exons: 9
Coding region: 47-1012 (321 amino acids)
Biological process (GO): L-glutamate transmembrane transport; aspartate transmembrane transport; malate-aspartate shuttle
Molecular function (GO): L-aspartate transmembrane transporter activity; L-glutamate transmembrane transporter activity
Source: RefSeq, a predicted model, not a curated record
ACUGCCUCUGCCCUGCCCCCCCCAACACACACCACCCAGCAGCACCAUGGCUCAACAACCAAUCAGUCUCCCGGCGAAGCUGAUAAACGGUGGGGUUGCCGGGAUGGUGGGGGUAACCUGUGUGUUCCCGAUCGACCUCGCUAAGACCCGCCUACAGAACCAGCGCAGCGGCCAACCGGUUUACAGGAACAUGAUGGACUGUCUGAUUAAAACGGUCCGAUCUGAGGGUUACUUCGGCAUGUACAGAGGAGCAGCAGUCAACCUGACCCUGGUGACGCCGGAGAAAGCCAUCAAACUAGCAGCUAACGACUUCUUCCGUCACCAGCUCAGCAGAGGAGAUUCGAAGUUGAGUGUGUUUAAGGAGAUGCUGGCGGGGUGUGGAGCUGGAGUGUGUCAGGUGAUCAUCACCACGCCCAUGGAGAUGCUGAAGAUCCAGCUGCAGGACGCUGGGAGACUCGUGGCACAGAGGAACCUGGCAGUGGUGCCAAGCGCAGUGGGCGGAGCAACCAUGCUGAGCUGCGGCUACAUGCGCCCAGUUUCAGCCAUGCAAAUUACCCAGGAGCUGCUGAGGACCCGUGGCAUCCAGGGCCUCUACAAGGGCCUCGGGGCCACACUCAUGAGGGACAUCCCGUUUUCCGUGGUUUAUUUCCCGCUCUUUGCUCACCUGAACCAGCUGGGGAAACCCUCCGAUACAGAAAACGCUCCGUUUUACUGGUCCUUCGCUUCAGGCUGUGCGGCUGGAUGCACGGCGGCUGUAGCGGUCAGUCCGUGUGACGUGGUGAAGACAAGGCUCCAGUCGCUCAACAAAAGUGCAAACGAGGAGGUGUACAGCGGCGUGGUGGACUGCGUCAGGAAGAUCGUUCAUAAGGAAGGUCCAUCGGCUCUGCUGAAGGGCGCCGGUUGCAGGGCGCUAGUGAUCGCUCCGCUCUUCGGAAUUGCACAAGUGGUUUACUUCAUCGGAGUUGGAGAAUUCGUCCUGGGCCAAUACCCCUUCAACGCCUACUCAGCCUAAACCCAACCACUGGAACCAUCUCAGCAUUAAAGCGAUAGUGCAGUGAAAACCUCACUUUACAGUGAUGUAAAUCUGAUUUAUUUCACCACGCUGUCCUUUAACGCGACGUGUCUGAGGCAGCUAAACCCUUGACUUUAUCUGACCAGAGUGUGGAGAGUGAUGUGGUGGUGUAUGGUCUGAGUUGGAGAUGUGUACAGGAAAUGCUAACGUUAGCAUGUACGGCUGGCUCGCUCGAAGCCGAGACAUCAUUGCACUUGACAAUGUCGUUUUUAUUUUCCUUCGGUUUCCCUCAGUGAGGGAAUGAAUGUCAGGUCACGUCUGCCACACUCAAAAUAUUAGAAAACAUCCUGAGUUUUUCUCUCUGUUCGUCCAUUUAUUUGCUUAAAGUUUUUGGGUCUUUUCUGGGGGCAUGGAAAGGGAUCUGAGUUCUGUUUAUCUCAUGCUGACCCUGUUUAAAGGGUGCUGGCAUGAGAAAUGUUUACUGAUGGUCGGCAAGGGAUCAGUCUGGAUUCGCCACUUCUGUUAAACCUCUGUUAAUGGAUGUAGUCUAUUACUAGCUAUCGAUCAGGUGACUAAUCCAGGUCCAGAAUUUACAACCAUAAAUAUAAUCUAGGACUAGGCUUAAUCCCUGUCCAGAAACCCAACCACCAAUCUUCUUUCAUCUUCAGAAGCUUGUUUAGGCUGUACAUUUCAGAUUUGGCAUUGGAUGACAAUACAAACCAGGAGUUUAUCAUAUUUUCUUUUACAUUAAUACAAAAACUUAAAUUUCAACAGUAAUCAGACCUAAACACAUUUUAUGAGAGUCCAAUCAUCCCUUAGUACACGGCAUACCUCACAAACGACUACGACCUACUGGUCGAUUCCGGUUCCAACUACUGUUUUUCACUUUUACCCGUUUUUAAUGUUGGGUUGUUCUCGGGAUCAGGACAACACUGGUUAUGGGGAGGUGCAAUCGGUGUAGAGCAUGUUUAAAAUGACAUGCAUCAAGAGACACUUGAUCACAGUUUUACUGUGCUUUUUAUACCUUGAAUUUGGAUCACAUUGCUGACCACUGAAACAUCAGAAUGGUUAUAUUGAUUAUUUCGUCGCUGUCCAAUGAAAAACAAGUAUCUCCAAAACCGCAACCGAAAAAUAAAACCAAUCAUUGUAAAUUUUGGAGAAUUUUUAUCUAUAAACAGUUGUUUUGUUGAAAUUGUGCAUUGUUUUUUAUUGCACAGCGACAAUAUCAUUUAGGAACCUGGUGUACGAACGUUUUUGGUGGAGCAGGUCGAUCCAAAGAUUUCUCAGUAACAGUGAACAAGAAAAAUCUGAAUAAAGAAAAUGUUCAUCUGUC